CUUUCUUGCAAAAAUACAUCGUCUCUUCGCUUGGCGCCUAAACGCCUGGUGUAGUUCUAGAGCCCAAGAUUAGGGUUUGUGAUUGAAGAUCAAUGGCUUCCGCUUUCCUCUGGAGCCCCCGCCAAUGGAGGGUUUCUGAUUCAUCCGAGGCGUCUCGUCAUCUUGAUUUCAAGAAAGGGGAUUUGGUAUGGGCCAAGGCAUUCCCUUACAGAUGGUGGCCGGGGUCUAUUACUCGGAUCAUCAGCUCUUCGGCUUUGGUAUCGUUCUUCGGGUGUGAUAAAGCUCGGUGUUUUGAUUUUCCGGAAAUCCGUGGAUUUGAAGAAGCUUACCCUUGGAUUUCCAAGAUGGUGUGUGUGAAAUUGUCUGAUGAGAUUGGUCUUGCUCUUGAAGAGUUGAGCAGGAAAUCAACUUUAGGAAUGAUUUGCUCUUGCCGGUCUUUGGAUUUGAAGUUGAACCAGUGUGUAGAAGAGAAGAAGGGUUUUGAGCCGAAAGAAAUUUUGGGCUUUUUGCUUGAUGUGGCUAUUGAUGUGAGCUCUAGUGUCUGUAAUUUGGCAACUGCUGUCAGAUUGUCAGCGCAGCUUGUUGCCCACCGGCAUUAUGUUUCCUCAUGUCGGCAUGGUGAACUAAGUGGUGGGUUUGAUCCUGAUGGUGUUCUGGACUUCGUUCUUGGUGCAGCUGUUUCUUCAAGCAAUGCUGCUGAGGAGAUUCUUGAUCUUACUGAGGCAUUAAGACAGGUUAAUGCAUUUCGAAAUUUUGUCUUAAUUCAUCCGGAUUGGACGUACCAACAUAGUCUGGAUCUUGAAGUUGAUUCCCUUGGAAAUGAAUUUGAUGGGCUUGAAGAGACAUCAACCAGUGAUAUCUCUGAACUUUCCGAAGAUAAAGCAAGUGAUAUUUGUGAAGGGUCUGAAAAAGAAAUGCUAUCAUAUUCAUCCCCAGACUCAGCAUGUGGUGUGAGUGGGCAAAAGGAUGGUGACUUCUCAUGGCCAAUUUAUGACAAGGAUUUUAUGGAAGUUCAGGAACAAGUGCCGGAAGGUCAGGAGAUCUGUGUGCUAAACACAGUGGACUGUAGUGCCCUAGAACAGAGCGAAGAUAAUCAGUCUAUGUUGGAUAAUGAAUCUGAGGUUGUUGAAUUGUUUGGAUCAGUGGUUUCUACAUUUGAAAAUAAUGAUUGGCUGACAAAUAGUCAAUCUGAAACAGUUGCUUCAAUUUGUGCAUCAGUUCUUGAUUUGAAUGCAAAUAAUGAAUCUCUGCUGGGACAUCAAUAUGAAAAAUUUGAUGAACUCAGUAGAUUUCUACCUGAUCAGAGGAAAGAUAAUGGAUGUGUGCUGGGGAAAAUGCCUGAAACUUUUAGGAGCUCUGGUAGUUCAGCAGGGACUGAUUUCUGUAUGGAAGAAGUGAGUGUGGAAAAUUCAGAAUUCAACAAAAAUUCACCAGCGUCAUAUGCCAAGGAAAUAUCCUGUAUAAAUGCUGACCUCUCCCCAGAAAAAAAUUCAGAUGUCCAGACAGGCAGGAUGCCUUUAAUCGGUUCAAAAGGUGAACAUGCAAAAGAACAACAUGAAAAUGCCACUGAUGCUGGCCAUAAGUCUCAAUGUUUGAUGCUGCUACCUCUUUCUUCAGAUCAUAUCACUUUCCAAAAAAAUCCCCCUUGUCUAGAAAGAUUCCCUGCCUCCCUUGCUCACCAGUCUGAUGGGCUUUCUUCUGAUGGUAUGCUUACGUGCAGUGUUAAGUCUCAUUCUUGUGAUUACACCACUUUAACCAUUAACUGUAAGAUAGAAGAUCAAGCUAACGUGACGGACACUAUACCUGGAUCAUCUGCUUUCAUAGAAACUGAAACUCAAGGUGCCUUUGAAAGGAUGAAAUUUGAUGAGUCCGUUUUUUCAGCUGACUCCUGUAAGUUGCAGAGGACCCUCUUCCCAUGUGCAAAAGAUAUUGCAGAAGAUAAUUCUGUGACGGACAAUCAGAGUUUUGCGAGCUUUAAAACUCCUUCUGGCAAUGAUAGAUUUCAAAUUGAUGAAAAUGGUCCAACUUUGGAUGGCGACACAAGUGUUGCCUUGAAACUUCAUUCUGGAGAUGUGAUACCUAGCAGGAAUAUCACAAAAAGUGACAAGAUGAAAGGUAGUUGUAGCUUUUCACCUGUUGUAUCUAAAAGCAUUCCUUGUCUAAACAAAGGCCUGGAACUACCUCAGUUUCCUAGGUUCUCUGAUUGGCGCAGAUAUUAUGUGUCCCCUUUGACAUCUGAUGUCUCAAAGCCUGUCAGUGGGGCUAAGAAGCCUUUUGUUGGCAAUAGGCAAAACAGCUUUUCUAAAUCAUUGCACAUGAAAUUUCCAAAGGAUUUCAAGCUGCCUUCAGCAAAAGAUUUGGAAAAGAAAUUUGGACGAUUUGGACCAUUGGACCGUUCAAGAACCAAGAUUUUCUUCUAUACAGGUGCUGGCCAAGUGGUCUUUGUUCAUAUAGCCGAUGCAAAAGCUGCAUACAAGUAUGUCACCAGGAAGAAUAUAUUUGGAGGGGCUGAUGUUCGUUUUUGGUUUGAUAAAUAUGAGAAAUUUAGGAAGGAACGCAUAACUGAAUGUUCUGCACCUACAAUGGGAUGCACAUCUUCACAUGCUAAUGCUGUGAUGUCAUCACCUAUAGGAAGUGAAUGUUCUGCACCUACAGUGGGACAUAUUUCUUCACAUCCUAGUCCUGUAAUAUCAUCACGUAUUGGGACUGAAUGUUCUGCACCUACAACACAACAUGCAACUUCACAUCCCAGUCCUGUGAUAUCAUCACCUAUAGUUGGGAAUUCCUUCUGGAAACCCAUACCUGCCAUAUCCACUGUAGGAAAUUCAUCACAAAAUCUUAAGUCAUGUCUUAAGAGACCCAUCACACCUGAAGGAAGCGAUAAAAAGAGAAAAGCUAAAGUGAGGUUUGUGAUUGAGACUGGCUAAUGCUUCAUCUGCUGUUGUUAUAUGGAAGAAGGAUAAUGACUAGAUGAUAUCAUGUACAAUCGGAGCAGAUAUCAUUGACAUAUUGUGGCCUUCUUGAAUGGAUCUAAGUGAUCUUACUAAUAUCAAAGUUGUGAAGUUUUGAGCACUCUUCUUAAUUUUUACAUACAAGUAGGUUCAUCAAUUUUUUUUUUUUAAUAUUGACACUUGUAAUCCAGUGAAGCCAGGCUCUUCUAUUAGUGGAUGGUGACUGUCAUAGGUGAUAUUUUUUGGUGGAUGCAUCAUCUUUUACAUUC
Messenger RNA from Dioscorea cayenensis subsp. rotundata (Guinea yam), 3220 nucleotides. RefSeq lists its product as uncharacterized. The coding region runs from base 93 to 2927 and encodes 944 amino acids. The record is from RefSeq and is a predicted model, not a curated record. Lineage: Eukaryota; Viridiplantae; Streptophyta; Magnoliopsida; Dioscoreales; Dioscoreaceae. The transcript is spliced from 3 exons.